Molecule: messenger RNA, 1724 nt
Organism: Linum tenue
Lineage: Eukaryota; Viridiplantae; Streptophyta; Magnoliopsida; Malpighiales; Linaceae
Source: the annotation of a GenBank genome assembly
CCACGUAUUGUUUUCGCUAAAAAAAAUGAUAUAUUCUAAACAAUACAUGUAUAAUAUCAAAUAUCAAUCUCACUAAAAACAAUCACAACUUCCAACCAUAAAAUCAUAUUGUUAUUUUACUGAUUUUUAAUGUAGACAUUCCUGGCUAUCGCUACAGUAGCCACUAGCCAGUAACAAAACUGUCAGCUCUCGUCUUAAGACUUUUAACUCUUAACCCAACCAUAGUAGUAUUCACUAACCAGUAACCAACCACUCUCUUCUCCAGUUUUCUCCAUCGCGUCUCCCGAUAGGCCGCCCUUCCUGGAAAGCACGGACACCAGAAAACCAGAUCAGUUCCUUCUCCUGUGACAAUGGCGGAAGCUGCAACCACCACUCCUCUCUCUCUCUCCGAGUUGGAAUUUUAUGUUGAUUCUAAGUUACAGAGCGGGCCUAUAAAGACACCUUUCUAGCAACUUAAGCGCUCCUUCUCUUUUUCGUGCGAAGAAUUGUAACAGUUCAAGUGUUUUCAGUUGAUAUAUCUGUGAUGUAGGCUUGCCUUACCAUAUAAUAUCAGUUUGACUCUCUCUACACAUUGAAAUGCAGCAAUACUUGUUGAAGGAGAAAGAGGAGAAGCCAGUUGUUGAUGCCAAGCCUGUGGAAGUUAAAGAAGAAUUAGCUCCUGCUCCUGCUGUUUCUGAGGAAUCUGUUGCAGAGAAAGCUGUAGAGAUAGGUGAAGCCGUCGUUGAGAAAGCGGUUGAAAUAACAGACGCUGUCACAGAGAGUAAAACUGAAGAUACCCCUGCUGCUACAGAAGAAUCUACUGAAAAUAUUCCUGCUGCUGCAGAAACCACCUCUGAAGAUGUUCCUCCUGCUUCAUCUGAACAGAACUCCGGAACGGAAGAAGUUGCUGAGGAGGCCCCUGAAAUAAAGCUUGAGACUGCACCAGCGGAUUUCCGUUUUCCCACCACAAACCAAACAAGACACUGCUUUACCCGUUAUAUUGAGUACCAUCGAUGCGUGGCUGCUAAAGGAGAAGACGCUCAGGACUGCCAGAAGUUUGCGAAAUAUUACCGUUCACUUUGCCCCAGCGAAUGGGUUGAUAGAUGGAAUGAGCAGAGGGAGAAUGGUACCUUCCCUGGUCCUCUUUAAAUGGGAAGCUCUGAAUAGGCAUAUCGGGUGCUAGUUCAUUUCUGUAAGACUUUAGUUCGGAAUCCUUGGUAGGGACUACGUAUCUGAAUGUGAGAGGCAAUAAUAAAAAAUUUUGGCGGGUGAUAUUCAAACUUGGAGUGCAAACAUGGACCUAACACUGCUCAAGACACGAGAGGUGCACUUGCUCUCAUCAUCUUUACAUUGUGAGAGAAUUUUUCAUGUAUCAAAAUGACUUGUUACAAUCUAAAGGAAGAAUGGGUGAUGCAGAAUUAUUUGCGUAAUUAAAGAUCUAUGCUGCUUGCUGCCUCUCUCCUGUUAGACUCUGGCAAUGCAGUAUGCUUGUACUAGGAUUUUGGUUGUUUACCUGGGUGGAGAAUUCAUAGUGGCUGUCUCUCAUGUGUUGAUCUAUUUGUGGUGUCAUUUUUCAGUUUGAUUGAUCUCUAUUCAUUGUCUAUGCUUUGCUUUGAGGUCUGGGAUUAGUGCUUUAAUCAGGAUCUGUGCUGCUGCUCUUGUGAAUGAAGAUAGAGCAACAGUAGGAUAUUGUAAGGAAGUCCAUAGCCUCAAAGGAGUCCUCAAUCGUUGUUGCAGAAUGCCGG